This is a messenger RNA of Clupea harengus (Atlantic herring), 2280 nucleotides long. It is a transcript of the gene c9, whose product is annotated as complement component 9. Gene Ontology annotation, biological process: complement activation. The coding region runs from base 85 to 1998 and encodes 637 amino acids. The record is from RefSeq and is a predicted model, not a curated record. The transcript has 11 exons. Gene Ontology annotation, molecular function: protein binding. NCBI's taxonomy places the organism in Eukaryota, Metazoa, Chordata, Actinopteri, Clupeiformes, Clupeidae. Gene Ontology annotation, cellular component: membrane attack complex.
CAACAACAAGGCAUUGAGAGUUUAAAUAGAGAAGGAGUGAGGAGAGAGCACAGUUCAGUUUUAGUGGUGUUCCACAGUCUUAACAUGCAGAGAAUUGUUGUUCCUUGUGUGCUAAUACUUGCCAUUCAACAAGCUGUAUCUAAUCAUGCAGGAGAGUCUAGGGUCAGAAGAAGUCUCUCUCCCCAUCCCACGGACUGCAAGAUGAGUGCCUGGUCCGACUGGGGACCCUGUGACCCCUGUUCCAAGACUAUGCAUCGGUCACGGGGUGUGGAGGAGUUUGGGCAGUUUGGUGGAUCCGCAUGUUCCCAUGCCAUUGGAGAUCGGAGGCCCUGUCGGACAGAUGCAGUCUGUAAACGUGAGGCAAUGGUGCCCUGCUUGGCAACAGAGUUUCAGUGUGACUCAGGAAUAUGUAUUAAAAGACGUUUAUUAUGUAAUGGAGAUAACGACUGCGGUGACUGGUCAGACGAAGAUGUGUGUGAGAAGAUUGUACGUCCUCCAUGUGGAAACACAGAUCUCAAGUUGUCUGAAAUGGGUCGUACUGCAGGUUAUGGCAUCAAUAUUCUUGGUUCAGGCCCCAGGAUGAAUGCCUUCAAUAAUGAGUACUUUAAUGGCCUGUGCUCUCGGGUCAGAGACACCAGCACGUUGGAGUACGACAGACUCCCAUGGAAUGUUGGAGUCCUCAACUAUGAAACUAAAGUGGAAGAAGCUGCCUCAAAGGAGAUCUAUGAAACGACACACUCCCUGCUAAGGGAAGUAACAGAGGAGAACAAGAACUCACUAAGUAUCGGCCUGUCCUUCAAAUUCAACCCCACAGAGAAAUCAACUGGGGAAAAACCUGCGGAAUCACCUGGUGAAUCAACUGGGGAAUCAACUGGGGAAUCACCUGGUGAAUCAACUGGGGAAUCAACUGGGGAAUCACCUGGUGAAUCAACUGGGGAAUCAACUGGGGAAUCAACUGGGGAAUCAACUGGUGAAUCAACUGGUGAAUCACCUGUGAAAUCACCUGGGAAGAUUGAAUUUGGAAUCAAUUAUGCAAAGGAGAAGAAUGACAUGAUUAAAGAGAUAACGGGGUACACCACAACAACAAACAAGAGCUUCAUGCGGGUGAAGGGAACAGUGCAGUUGAGUACUUACAGGUUGAGGUCAAACCAUCUGAUGCUGUCAAAGAGCUUUCUAGAAGAUAUUGAGACCUUGCCUGUGCAGUAUGAAAAGGGACAGUACUUUCGUUUCCUUGAAGACUAUGGCACUCACUACACGGCAAAUGGAAAAUCUGGGGGAGAAUAUGAACUGAUUUAUGUUCUUAACAUGGAGAGUAUAAAGGAAAAGAAGAUAACAGAACGAAUGCUCCAGGAAUGCCUUAAGCUUGGUGUGACAGCAGACCUUGGUUUGACAGCAGAGGUUGGUGUGUCAGGUGGCGUAGACAAAAACGACUGCAAAAAAAUCAACACUUUAAGCAACAAUCAGACUGAAGGGAAAGCUCUAAUUGAUUCCAUCAUGACAUCAGUGAGGGGGGGUACUGUGGACAAAGCUGCAGCCAUGAAAACUAAGAUAAAGACGGAAGGGGUUCUGGACACCGAAACUUAUGAAGCAUGGGCUAAGACCAUAAUUAAUGCUCCAGUACUCAUCCACAGUGAGCCUGAACCCAUCUACAAUCUGAUCCCACCGACAAUAGCACACAGCCAGGAGAAACGCAGCAAUGUGCUUCUUGCGAUCGAUGAAUAUGUUGCCGAGUACAGUGUGUGCAAGUGCAAGCCCUGUAUGAAUGGGGGCACUGUGGUGCAGAUGGAUGGGAACUGUGUUUGUCUUUGCCUGCCGCAGUACGAGGGCCUCGUCUGCGAGAAGCUCCGUUCUGCGCCGCACAGGGGGCCAGUCAGUCAAGAAGGUAACUGGGCCUGCUGGGGAUCCUGGUCUGGUUGCAAAGAAAGUAAACGUUCACGGACUCGCACAUGCAACGGUGGUUCUUGCCGGGGAGAAACAGUCAGUACGGAUUACUGCUGAAUGCUCAUAUGCACAUAGACACAUCUUAAUGCACGCAGACAAACACAAAAAGCAUUGUUUAAAUAUUCAUUAAUUGUGAUGGAGGGUAGUGCUUCCAGGAUAAACCAUUUUAUCUUAGUGGUGAGAUAUGGAGUUUUACUUCUGGCCAGAGAAUCACAACACACAGAUUAAAAGAGUUCUUUACUAUUUGAACAUAGGACUGUUAUGUGGUGAUUAAUAUAUGGUAUGUCUGUAUGGGUGUCUGUGAUUCUGGAAAUGAAAUAAACAACAAUGUUGAUUGUA